Messenger RNA from Chaetomium fimeti, 2150 nucleotides. RefSeq lists its product as uncharacterized. The transcript is spliced from 2 exons. NCBI's taxonomy places the organism in Eukaryota, Fungi, Ascomycota, Sordariomycetes, Sordariales, Chaetomiaceae. The coding region runs from base 183 to 1904 and encodes 573 amino acids. The record is from RefSeq and is a predicted model, not a curated record.
AGCCCAGCGCGUUCUCUUCCUUCGAUUUCAAGCCUAACACGGCCCCGCCUGAGACAUAGCCACUCCCUUUCCAGCACAGCCCCCCGGUCGCCUUGAAAGCCUUAUUUGCUCCGGGGGGUCCAAACUAAUCCAUCCUCCACGCAGCUACAGAACGAUAUCUAUCCGAGUCAACACGCGCUGAAAUGGCGGAGCUCAUCCUUGGGGCGGUGGGCGUCGUGCCUCUUAUCGGCAUCGCUUUCAAGUCAUACAGGACCCUACAUUCCGAGCUCAAGACCUUCCGACACUGCUCUAGCAACUUGAAGAGGUUCCUCAAGCUGCUGAGGAUCCAGCGACAACUCUUCGAGAAUGAGUGCCAGCUACUCCUCCGAGACUGUCUGGGCGACGAGUUGGUCGUCCAGGAUAUGGUGGCCGAUCCGGAACACGGGAGUUGGAGCGACCCUAAGCGGGACGAGAGCAUCAAGAAGUUGCUGAAGUCGAAUUACGAAGCCUUUGAGGAGCUCGUCGGGGAUAUAUUGGAAGCUAUUCAGAAGUUGGAGAGCGGAUUGGCCUGUUUCCAGAUUUUGAAGUCCAUGAGACAAAAGGGUGAGAAGAUGAGGGAUACGUGGGAACGCGUCAGGAACGGUAUGGCUCUCACCUUCAACAGGAGGGACUACGAAUCCGACCUAGACAAACUUCGCUCCGCGAACGCCGACCUCAGAUCCCUGCGCGAGCAGGUAAUGCAGCUCCAGACCCCGUGCAAGGUCGUCUCGAUCAAACGUCGCGGAACGUCACAGAGGUGGUCGGACAUCCGAAGAGCAGCGAAGGCAUUCCACGAAGCUCUCAUUGGGGCGUGGUCGUGCGGACAAGCAAGCCAUCUCCGGCAUUUUGUGAAGCUCUUCCUCGAGGCGGAGAAGGCAGAUGAGAAUGUCUAUAUGGACAUUGUGAUCAUGUGCCAUGGCUAUGGACAGGAUCCGGGGGAUGAUAGUUUGAUCCAGCUCCAGGUGAGGUCAGGGUACGUAACCUGGAUGCAGACCCCAAGACCCUUCGUGCCAGCAAGCUCCGGGAACGAACGGCCGAACAAGCGGAUCAAGAGCGUUCGGUUCACCGAGGAGUCUUCGACAACAUAUACCAUCACCUCGACACCAGCUUCGACAGCGAACUGUGCAGUACAGCCCAAAGUCCAGGAUACUUCCUCAGAUCUACGAGCCUCAGGAGACUUCUGCUCAGAGCUAAUAACCCGCUGCGGGCAAAAACACCCACCCGGAACGCGCUGCCUCGGCCAUCUCGACGUCCACUCCUCCGAUACCCUCCGCCACUCCUUCUACCCCUCGCAUACCAUAACCCGGGGCAUCUAUCCCAGCGCCGGUGACGUCCUCGGCAUGGACUCCUUUCUGCAGUCGACAACAAACUUCUCAUACGUCGACCGCCUCAAAUUGGCGAGAGCCCUUGUCCUAGCGGUGCUCAAGUUCUACGACACACCCUGGCUUUCCGACGAGUGGCAGCUCGGCGACUUCUCCCUCUUCCGGGCCCAAGAUGUCUCUAGCGCCCUCCGAACCUUGCACCUAGGCGUGGAAAUCAACCGCAGCGCGAUGGAAGACGUGCAACUAGGUCAACGCUUACCAGAAGAUGAGCUUAUCUACUGCGGCAUAGAGAACAUGGCCCUGCACAGCCUUGGCGUGGCCCUCCUCCAAAUCGAAAGGCAGGAAACCAUCGACCUAAAGGAUGUGCUAGCGGUGAGGAAGGCUGCGAAGGUACCUUCAAGGUUCGGGCCGCGGUACCAGGAAAUUACGCGGAAGUGUUUGCGGUGUGAUUUCGGGUUCGGGGUGGAUUUGGGAAAGGGGGAGUUGCAGAGGGCGGUGUAUGAGCGGUUGGUUGGGGAGUUGGAGACUAUGAUUUCAGCCUUGAGUAUUGACGACGAGGACUGAGAGCACGUAUGAAGCGCUACAAGGCUGGAAAUCUGCACUGUACCUGGGACCACGGAGCCGAUGUAGGUGUUUGGGUGAACUGGCAUUGAGCGUUUAAUAUUCUUCCAUAGCUGAAGAUAGCCUAGGUGUUACCCAUGAACGCCGAGGGACGUUGGCCAGGGCGUCCACCUUCAGGGACACAGGCAUGAGCGAGGCCAUCUCGAUGUCCCCUGUAGCAGCCUGGUAACCGAUGUUAUGUUGUGCCCC